Messenger RNA from Gasterosteus aculeatus aculeatus (three-spined stickleback), 3136 nucleotides. It is a transcript of the gene xkr5a, whose product is annotated as XK related 5a. The record is from RefSeq and is a predicted model, not a curated record. Gene Ontology annotation, cellular component: membrane. NCBI's taxonomy places the organism in Eukaryota, Metazoa, Chordata, Actinopteri, Perciformes, Gasterosteidae.
CAGAAGGCACUGGCAGCAGAGCGAGAGAAGCAGAGAGCGGAACGCACCCAGGGUGAAGGAUGCCCGGGACAAUGGCACCGGUUUAUUCCCUCCCCCGCCUCCUCUCCUCCGCAUCGUGAUGAACGCCGCCGCGGCGGUCGCCCGCAGGAUGCCGUCGGUGGCCCGGCGGGGCGCGCGCUGGGUAGCCCGCUGCCAGGCGCUGCUGUUCGGCGUGUCGGCGCUGGUCAUCGUGGCCGAACGGAGCGCUCUGAUUUACUGUAUUGGAUUUUACCUUUGGAACGAGGAAACGCAGUGGGCGGGCAUCACUCUCGGCCUUUUUCUACCGGGAACUGCAGUUCAGCUGCUAAGUAUGAAAUGGUACCAUGACGACGGUGAUGACAGACGGUGCUACCUCUCUGUCAUACACAUACUGCACUUGGGCAUCUUCAAAAGGUUGUGGGACUGCAUGAGGUCCGUGUUGCGCAUGCAGGACUCGGUGGCCGAGCUCGGAGCCGCUGUCAUGCAGCAGGCGGAUGUGGCUGCUCUUUGGUUGCUGGAGGCCCUCGUCCUCACGCUGCCCCAGAGCCUGCUGCAGGCUCACGUAGUGGUGUCCACCGACGUGGGCAUCAUGUCCCCAGUGGCCUAUUGCUGCGGUCUGUGUGUGCUGUCUAUUUCCUGGGCCUUGGUGCUGUACAGCCGGGCCUGCUGUCUGAUACGACCGGGCCACCUGGCGAUGCCGCCGGCGGCCCUGCUGUGCCAGCUGGUGUGGAGGGCUGGCAUGCUGGGGGCGAGGGUGACUUGCCUCAUGUUUUUCGCCAGGGUCUUUAACUGGUGGGUCUGUGGAGUAGCAGGUUUCCACUGGCUCACCGCCUCCUUCUGGCUGGUGUCCCAGCAGCCAGACAUCUGCACCGGCCCCUGGUGUUGGCGCGCCUUUAAUGGCGUCAUGGGGCUGGUCCACGUCUUCCUCUUCCUCAACGUUAAGGACGGACCCUCGCGCUUUCGCAUGGCCAGUUUUUACGCCUUCAUGCUGGUGGAGAACGCCACUCUGCUGCUGGCCGCCUCCGACUUCCUCAGCGAAGCAUCUUGGGACAGCAUGACGCUUCCCGCCACCGUGCUGUGUAGCUUUCUCCUUGGCGCGACCUCUCUCGUCCUUUACUACAGGUUCCUCCACCCAAAGUCAACUGAGAUCUCCCAGGGUACCAACCGCGACCACAUGGGCAGCACGUGCAUAGAGCGAGGGGAGUCCUCGUUCUCCUUCGGGGACAAAAGUCUGCCGGCUGCCUCUGUUCAAAACCACGGCAGCUUCUCGCUCUCGGGCGUGGCUGGUUCUCUGCUGGAGCACCCGGGGACCUGCAGGGGCCGGGCUAACGGCUCCUGCCCGUGCUACCACCACCACUGGCUCCUAAUCCGGCUCGCGCUGAAGACGGGAGACCUGGGAAAGAUCAACGCAGCGUACGGGGCCGGCGGGGCGGCGGCCAUACUGGAUAUGGAGGAGUACCGGCAAGAGUUUAAGAGCAACGAGGGCAUGACCAUCACGGCAGGGGGCAGCUGCGACGGGGUCUCCACGUCCGAGUCCCAGGGGAAAGGCCUGGCACCUCUGUCGGACUGCAAGGACGAGUUCCAGAGCGUGAGCGAGCCCACGUCCACCGACAACCAAGAGGACGAGGAGGACAGCCUGGAGAUGGAGAGCCCGAUGGAGUCGCCCGCCUCGGAUUUCAAACGGAGCUCGCCGGAGGGCAAGUCCGUGUUCGGAGACAGCCCGGAGCCGUACUUCUGUCCCACAGAGUCCAGUUCCACCUUGUACUUCAGCGCUGACCCUCAGUCCCCCAGCAGCGCCAGCACCACCCGUUUGGACCGGGACACGGGAGGUCUUGAACCGGGGGUCCGCCUCAGCUCGAUUCCCAGCGACCCGGCCCUCCACAGAGAUGUCCGUGGGCUCAUCGGCCGGGUGGGGCCACGCUGCACUUCCACUCCUAAAUUGGACUCCGGAGUGCUGCACUCUCCGCCCACCGUCCCCCAUCUCACUGGUCCCAGGAGGCAGCUCAUAAUGUCACGGAGGGAUGAAGAGGACAACUUCUAGGUUUCCUUAGACGGAAUCAGGGAAAGAGAACACCAGCUUUUUUGGAAGGCGGCUUCUCCAUCUGCUCUUGCAAGUUGCCGGAGAGACACAGAAAGUUGAAAACCUCAGCAAUGUUUUCAUCAUCAACGUGGGAAUUAAAGGGCUGAUCGGCCAUCCCGUUGGUACACGGAGCUCCGUCACACCUUCUACCCGACUAAACACUUUAUACUCUUUUGGUAGGUAGCGAGCUAACUUGAAGCCUCAAGAAUCAAACUGUGCAACAAAGGGAACAGUGGUUCCACCGUAUUGAGGAACCAGCCAUGAGCUGUAGCAACAAACGCGCUUAGAAGUGUGCAGCUGUUUGAAAAUCUUGAAUUCAAAUAUUAUAUACCGAAGCUGCUGUUAUUCGUGUUAAUAAUUACCAGCGGUUAUGUGAUUAGGGAAUCUAUUUCUAAAUCAAAAGGGGACACGUCCGUGACUGACCUCUUCACCUUUACCAUCUCAGCACAAGUCAGCGCUUUGUUGGCUUCUUAAGAGCACAAGUAUCUUCCGUACCAAAUGUUUAUUGCUGUGAUUUUUUUCGUAUUCCCAUACUAAGAAACAAAUCCCUGGUCCCUUCAGGGAAUAAUAAACUGUAUUUUUCGUAUAAUCAAGUCAACUGGCAGUGCUUUGAGCAGGGCCAGUGGAGUCAGCCUGGUAAAAACUGUGUUUGAUGUUUUAUCUUUAUUUACAUGUUGACCAUGUAAUUGCUAAGAUGUUGUUUGAAUUUACAUUCUGUUGGGAAAAUAAUUCUCAGGCACUGAUUUUAAAAGGCUUUCAAAUGUGUAGUGUAAGUGGAAUUGAAAAGAUGCAAAUGGUGUACUUGUAGUGACUUUUUUAAUGUGCUCUUGAUGCUAUUUUGAGGGCACACGUGCAUUUUGCUCAUUUCUGCUCUGAAAAGGGGAUGAAAUCCACUGACAAAGAAGUGAGAUGAUGCAGGGUUUUCUCUUGCACCAAGGCGACUGCCUUCAUGAAAUUUUGAAAUGUAAAGUGAAAGGCCACUGGUGGCUUUAGAUAAGCAAUAAAUAACCGGAAUAUUUGGGUGACUGGCAUACAAAA